Molecule: messenger RNA, 1089 nt
Organism: Trematosphaeria pertusa
Lineage: Eukaryota; Fungi; Ascomycota; Dothideomycetes; Pleosporales; Trematosphaeriaceae
Exons: 5
Coding region: 203-961 (252 amino acids)
Source: RefSeq, a predicted model, not a curated record
AUUCCUCGCUGUGGCCACUGCAUGAGCUUCUCUUUCACUCUUGUUGGAUGCCGCUUAUAAGUCACACCACCAGCUACAGUUUUCAGAGGCGUCAGACUACUUUAGAUAGCAUGGAGGCUGAGGACACAGAUAUUCAGGUGCAAAUGAUUGACCUGACGCGCGAGGUCGCAUCCUGUUCCUUUGUGGGAACGAGCUUUUGGGGAUGGCAUUUAGUAUCCGCUGCUGCCUCGACAGGAUCCGAAAAAAUACGCAUCAAGAUGGAAUCCCAUGCGAGCGGCAGCCUCCACAGGCACACCUAUCCCAGGUAGAGAUACUUCCAAGGCCUACAACUCAUUGCAGAUUGCACCUGGGGAAGUCAGCCGCGGAAGUGUGGUUGCUAUAUACUGAGUCGGAAUGUCCUGUCUGCUACGAAGUACCUGAUACUCUCGUCAAGCUUCGAUGCGGGCAUGCGUUCUGUGAUGAUUGCUUGCCAGCUUGGCUGCUUGAAAAAAGGCAGGAAGAAACGCCGACUUGCCUAACUUGUCGGAUGGUUCUGAAUUGUUGCAAUCAUAAUUGUUGCCGUCUAGAGAUCGCGCAUCGAGUCCAUAAGCCCGAACGCAAGCCUCCUGUAUCAACGGUGGCGUUGCCGAUCAAAAGGCGAGUUAGGAGCGCUUCGGAAACCCUAAGACGUGAAAUGACCCAGCGGAGAGUUCAGUCGAAACAAGAGCCGCCAAAGAAGGAUAGGCGUGGCGGAAAGCGCCAGAGGGCGAACAACGCCGCCGCCAUCGAGUCGGAUGACGCCUCAGACAACACUGCCACCAAAGUGGGAGCCUUCGCCACAUUCGUUGACUUGACGUCUCCGCCGCCGUCUCCGCCAUCUCGAGCCAACACGGCGGCUAUGCGUCUCAACGUGAACGGCAAACGUCUCCGAAAUGACGACUUUGUAAGUGCCCAGCAAUUCGCCAACCGGCUGCUACGAUGAUUUCGUGUCGCUCGCACCGAAGCGCGGCACCAUGUCAGUAGCCGGCGGUAUCAAACUACCUACUACCUCCACACACACAACGACGAUCUAUACCUGUGAAGAAGGGCAAGUAUGCACUCUGGGCGAAA